Messenger RNA from Parnassius mnemosyne (clouded apollo), 771 nucleotides. Lineage: Eukaryota; Metazoa; Arthropoda; Insecta; Lepidoptera; Papilionidae. The record is from the annotation of a GenBank genome assembly.
AUGGCUGUAGCACUACCAGAAUAUACAGAUUCCGACUUUUCUGAUGAUGACUUGUCACCCCUUGAUAUAUCUUUUAAUAAAGCUUCUGAUCAUGUUAGGAAGAUUACUUCAAAACUUAACAAUAAUCAACUCUUAGUACUUUACGGCUUAUUCAAACAAAGCACUGAAGGCAAAUGUAACACACCAAAACCAAGUUGGUUAGAUGGAAGGGGUCGUAAAAAAUGGGAAGCAUGGAAAACUUUAGAAGACAUGCCUAGUGAUGAGGCCAAACAGAAAUAUAUAGCAUCAGUACAAGAAUAUGAUCCUGAAUGGGGUGACGUGUUGACUGAAAGUAAAGGUAAUUCAAAAGAAGCAUGGGUUGCAGUUUCUUCGCUGCGUUUCAGUCCUGAACCAGACUUGGUACACAAUGAGCUAUCUAUUUUAGAGGCUGCCCGAGAAGACUUGGGGGAGCGUGUAACAGAACUUUUGACUCAGUUUCCUAAUCUUAAAAAUGAAAGGGAUGAAGAUGGGCUAACUGCUUUACACUGGGCUGCCGACAGAGAUGCAGUUUCAGCAUUAAAUGCUGCUAUCAAAGGUGGAUGUGACAUUAAUGCAGUAGAUAAUACUGGUCAGACUGCCUUGCACUAUGCUGUUUCUUGUGGCCAUUUAAACGCAACAAAGUUAUUGCUCAAAUUUGGUGCUGCAUUGCUUAAAGAUGAAGAAGGCUGUACACCAUUAGAUUUGGCUUCUGAUGAAGAAGUAAGGAAUAUUCUGGAAGGUAGUCAGAAUUAG